AUGUCGCUUGUACAUGUACCACCAACCGAUUGGCAGCCACCCACUGCAACGGUCGACCCCUCCAAUCCUAACAUAAUACGAUGGGAAGACAUCGGGCUCACGCUCAUCCACAAUUUCAUCACCGAAGACGAAGAAGCAGCCAUGAUUGAAGCAUUCCACGCCCGAGACCCACAAAAAGAAGGAAAGAGACGCAUCAGCCAGCAUUUCGGCCACCACUUCGACUACACCACCUUCGGCGCCUCGGAAACACACUUCACCCCGGUCCCGUCGUACAUCACCAACUUCCUCCCCCGCCUUCCGAUCCAGACCUACCUUCCGGACCAGUUCACCGUCCAGUACUACCCGCCCGGCGCCGGCAUCCCGCCACACGUCGACACGCAUUCCAUGUUUGCCGAGGCCCUCUAUAGCUUGUCGUUCGGCAGCGCCGUGCCCAUGCAGUUCAGGAUGUCCGGGCCGAACGACGCGCGCAAGAUGCGGCUGCCCAAGCGGUCGGUCCAGACUCAGAAUAUCAAUAAGGGAGGUGAUGAAACAAACACCGAGGCGGCGUCUGCCGCAGCAGUUUUGGAGCAGACUCAGACCCAGAACGCAGAGCAGCAAGCUGCAUGCUGGGAAAUCCUCCUCCCGCCACGCUCGCUGCUCCUCAUGACGGGACCGUCCCGCUACGGGUAUACGCAUGCCAUCCGGCCGCGCAAGACGGAUGUUGUUGAUGGGAAGACGGUGCCGAGGCAAGGGAGGUAUUCUAUUACUAUGCGUACUGUCAGAAGGGGUGACGAAAUUGGCUGCGAUUGUGCGUACCCUGGGGUGUGUGAUGCUAGGAUACGGGCGGAGAUGGCGGCUAGGGGGGACGGGGCGGUGUAA
This is a messenger RNA of Chaetomium strumarium, 858 nucleotides long. RefSeq lists its product as uncharacterized. NCBI's taxonomy places the organism in Eukaryota, Fungi, Ascomycota, Sordariomycetes, Sordariales, Chaetomiaceae. The coding region runs from base 1 to 858 and encodes 285 amino acids. The record is from RefSeq and is a predicted model, not a curated record. Gene Ontology annotation, biological process: demethylation. Gene Ontology annotation, molecular function: oxidoreductase activity; demethylase activity. The transcript is spliced from 2 exons.